Messenger RNA from Meloidogyne enterolobii, 2295 nucleotides. The record is from the annotation of a GenBank genome assembly. Lineage: Eukaryota; Metazoa; Nematoda; Chromadorea; Rhabditida; Meloidogynidae.
AUGUUUUCAGCUACAGGAAUGAUUCCUUGUCAGCUAUGCCCUAGACAUACAUUUGCUGGGCCUCCUCCAAUUGGAGGCUAUAAGGAAUGCGAGCCGUGUCCGGAAGGAACAUAUACAGCUCGCCUGGGCUCUGUCGGCCCUAGCCAUUGCAAACAACCUUGUGCUCCAGGGCAUUUUUCUGUAACAGGGUUGGAGCCCUGUUCUCCAUGCCCAAUUAAUUUCUAUCAGCCGAAUAUUGGCCAGCAGCGUUGUCUUCAAUGCUCAAACGAUUCUUUCACUGCAGAGACUGGUAGAUCUGCCGAUGAGCAUUGCAAAAAGCUGGAUUGCCAAACACUUAAAUGCCAGAAUAGGGGGCAAUGCGUCGUGGCUAAUCAUAAGGUAUUUCUAUUAGAAAAUAAGAUUGUCAUAUCAAAAAGUUAUUUAAUCACAUCCCGAUGUAAUAAAAUGUUUUUGGAAAAAGUGAGAGAAGGAGAAGUUUGUGAAUGCCGCCCAGGCUUUAUGGGUUCUCACUGUGAACAACAAAUACCCCUCUGUGACUCUCACCCCUGCCUUAAUGGAGGCACUUGUGAAUUGCACAACGGAGCUUUUCGUUGUAUAUGUCCCCAAAACUAUACUGGCUCGAGAUGUCAAUUUGGACCGGAUGAAUGCAUCUCUUCUGUUCAUUGUCCAAAUGGGGGCGUAUGUCAAGACUUGCCUGGGCUUGGAACAACUAAGUGUAUUUGCAGGACCGGUUUCACCGGGCCAGACUGUUCUCAAAUCUCUGAUCCUUGUCAAAGCGACCAACCAUGCAAAAAUGGUGCUCAAUGUAUUCCCUUACAACUUGGUCGUUAUAAAUGCAAAUGUUUGCCCGGUUGGGAGGGAACAAAUUGUGAUAAGAAUAUUGAUGAUUGCACAGAAAAUCCUUGUGCAUUAGGCGCUAAAUGUCACGAUCUUAUUAAUGACUUUGAAUGUGAAUGCCCCCAUGGAUUCAGUGGAAAACGCUGUCAAAUAAAAGAUAAUUUAUGUGAUCCAAGUCCUUGUCUCAAUGGAGGUCAAUGUGUGGAUACUCUGUUUGAUAGGCAUUGUAUAUGCAAACGUGGGUGGAAUGGGACCUUUUGUGAGCAGGAAGUUAACGAGUGCUCUCAGAAGCCUUGUCAAAAUGGAGCUACUUGUCGCGAUCAAGAGGACGAUUACUCGUGUGAAUGUGCACCAGGUUUUCACGGUUAUCAAUGCCAAUAUAUGAUUGAUCAUUGUGCCGUCAAGCCUUGUCGAAAUAAUGGAACAUGUAUAAAUCGAGGUCCAAUUUAUGAGUGUCAAUGCCCUCUUGGUUACGAGGGUGAUCAUUGUGAACACAAUGUCGAUGAAUGCGAGAUGAUGACACCUUGUGAUGCUGUUGGGACUGGAAGGUGCGAGGACUUGGUUAACGGUUUUAAGUGCCAUUGUCAUCCCGGAUAUGAAGGCACUUUCUGUGAACAACACGUUAGCCAGUGUGAAGACGAACCUUGCAUGAAUAAUGGUACUUGUACUGAUUUGGGUGCUGGUUUUCAAUGUGAAUGUCAGUUGGGAUGGAAAGGUGAUCGUUGCCAGGAGAUGGAAACACAAUGUGAUCGAAAACCGUGUAUGAAUGAAGGCAAAUGUGUCCCAUUAGUGGACGAUUAUUUCUGUGUUUGCCCGGAGGGUGUGAGUGGAAAGAAUUGCGAAUUGGCCCCGAACCGAUGCCUUGGAGAACCUUGCCAUAACGGCGGUGUUUGUGGCGAUUUUGGUUCCCGAUCUGACUGUCAAUGUCCAAAGGGCUAUAGCGGCAAUGGAUGCCAAUUCCGUUUUGAUGGUUGCCACGAGGGCUUGUGCAAGAAUGGUGGAACUUGUGUUAAUAAUAAUGACUUGACUAAGCAUGAAAUGUCCAAAAUUGAAAAUUCGGUAGCUGUUGAACAGAACAGUGAAGCGAUUGGAUUUAAAUGUGUUUGUGCUCCUGGAUUCUCUGGAAAUGAAUGCGAGAUUGAUAUUAAUGAAUGUCAACCUUCUCCAUGUCCUUUAGCCUCUCAUUGUGUUGAUUUAGUCAACGGGUAUUACUGUAAAUGCCCUUUCAAUAUGACUGGUGCCAACUGCGAGAAGAGAAUUGAUCCAGACUAUGAUUUACGCUUUCUUGAAUCUUCAAGUCAGCCUGCUUCAGCCAGUUUAGGAAUUCCUUUCAAUUUUGUCUCGAGUGCAUUAACUUUGAAUAUUUGGGUUAAAUUUGAAAAGAAUCACCAAACUGAUGUUUUAAAAGAACAAAGAAAAUCGCCCCCAAUAUUUUUCACGCUUUAUAGUAGCAGGUGA